AUGGCGACCAACGGCGCAAAUGGAGUCAGUGACUCACGUCCGAUCUUCUUCUUCGAUAUUGACAAUUGUCUCUAUUCCAAAGCUUGCAACAUCCACGAUGAAAUGCAGAAAUUGAUCAAUAUAUUCUUCAUGAAACAUCUUGACCUUACAACGGAAGAUGCCCACAUGCUGCACCAGAAAUACUACAAAGAGUAUGGAUUAGCCAUUGAGGGCCUUACCCGCCACCAUAAGAUCGAUCCGCUUGAAUUCAACUACGAAGUCGAUGAUGCUUUACCACUUGAUGCUAUCCUGAAACCUGAUCCCAAGUUGCGCAAACUGCUCGAAGACUUGGACACAACCAAAGUGAAGCCGUGGUUGCUCACCAAUGCUUAUGUCAACCACGGGAAACGAGUGGUAAAGUUACUCGGUGUUGAAGACCUUUUUGAAGGCAUUACCUAUUGUGACUACGGACAGCUGCCAUUAGUUUGCAAGCCCAGCCAGGAUAUGUACGCCAAGGCGGAGAAGGAAGCUGGCGCCCCUACUACAGAAGGAUGCUAUUUUGUUGACAUGAUUGUAGGCUCGGUGGUCGAGUUGGCUAAUGCACGCCAUGCGACGGUGCGGUUCAUCGGUACCACCCACUUUGCGGAAGGAGAAUGGAUAGGUCUUGAGUUGGAUGAUGCCAACGGAAAGAAUGAUGGUGCAGUACAGGGAGAACGAUACUUCAAUUGCGAGCCAGGCUACGGCAUGUUUGUUCGACCAUCAAUUAUUGGAAAGGUCCUUCAACGACAACCAAUGCGGGAGAGUAAACAAACCGGGAGACCGGCUGCCACCGCAGCUGCCACCAAAGCGCCUCAAGCUGCUGGCUUGCGGAAACAACCUGCAUUGCCUCCUACAGCUGCCAGACGACAAAGCACCAGCGCAAACUCAACUCCUACCCCAGCGCCAAGGGGUGCCGCAGCUCGCCCAUCUCUAAGAUCACCUACAAAAUCUCCAACGAAACAGCUAGGCGCUAGCCGUCCGUCAACCGGGAUAACCACUGCUCCACGAACCUCUACCGUGGGAACAACCCGACCCCGAGGAACUACCACAACCCGAGGGUCUAUCGGAUCUGCAGCAGCGCUUAAUGCCCCAAAGGCCGCGCGAACAUCUGUGUCCGGGCCAGCAGCCCGGACUUCGCGACCAAGCUCACAAACCACGACACGCGCAACAGGCCCUACGGCGCCGAAGACUACUACAGCAAGGCAGGCUGGUGCGACAAAGGCACUCGAUGGAAGGGACAGCCGUGCAGGAGGACAUUCUGGAAACACAACCGAUCUUGAGUCACCCGGGACUGAAGGCGAGGCUGCGCCAAGUGCAGGAGCGGCGCCAAAGCCCUCUCGACAGUCGAUGACUGCCACUCGUCCAACAACCACACGCCCUGGAGCCCCGGCAUCCUCGUCUCAACGCCAAGUCUCGAAUGCGGCAGUAAAUCGAGAAAUCGAAGAGCUACAGCUGAAGCUGAAUCAGAUGGAGAAGAAACGAGUGGAUGAUAGGGAGAAACUCAAAACCCUUGAGCAUAUCCAGACUGAGCGUGAUAAAUUCGAAUCAAUAAUCCAAAAAUUGCAGGCUAAAUAUCAGCCGCAGCAGAUGGAGGUCACGGAACUUCGUAAGAAGCUCAAAGACACCGAAGCUCGUUUCGAUGAAUUGGACAGACUUCAGGCUGAGCAUGAGUCACUCAUGGAAAUGGCUGCUCUUGAUCGCGAAAUGGCCGAGGAGACCGCCGAAGCCUUCAAACAUGAAUGUGAAACAAUUCGAUCCAAGAUGGAAGAGCUGACCCUGGAGGUUGAGGUUCUUCGAGAGGAGAACGAGGUGUUUAGUCAGGUCACAAGUCCGGAAGAGAGAUCCAGUCAUGGAUGGCUCCAGAUGGAGAAAACCAACGAACGUCUUCGUGAAGCUCUUAUCCGUUUGCGAGAUAUGACCCAGCAGCAGGAAUCAGACCUCAAAGCCCAGAUCAAGGAGUUGGAAGAGGAUCUGGAGGAAUACUCUGCUGUCAAAUCUGAUUAUGAGGCUGCCAAAGAGAAGCUUUUGGUUCUAGAGACCAACGUCGAGGAUCUGAAGCAGCAGCUAGAGACUGCCCUCGGUGCCGAAGAAAUGAUUGAGGAGCUCGCAGACAAGAACAUGCGUUACCAGGAAGACAUCAACGAGCUCAAAGCUGCCAUUGAGGAUCUGGAAUCUCUCAAAGAGAUCAGUGAUGAAAUGGAGUACACUCAUAUCGAAACUGAGAAACAGCUUCAGGAAGAGAUUGACUAUCGGGAAGGCGUGUUCGGUGAUCAAUGUCGAAAGAUUAAUCAACAGGACGAGGUUAUCGAAGAUCUUGAAUAUACGCUGUCUCGCUUUAGAGAGUUGGUGACGAACCUACAGACUGAUUUGGAAGACAUGCGGGCAACCCAACAAAUCUCCGAGGCAGAAGCAACCGAUCUCACCACACGGUCCCGGGCCAUGAUAGAUCUCAACAUGAAAUUACAAGCUUCUGCAUCGAAAGCUCAGACCAAGUCUAUCGAUAUGGAAUUGAGUCGAAUGGAGUCAGAGGAAGCCGCACAACACCUUGCGAUGGUCAAGCUCUACUUGCCGGAGUAUUUUGAUGGCGAAAGAAAUUCUGUCCAGGCUUUGCUCCGAUUUAAGCGUGUUGGAUUCAAGGCCACUGUUAUUACCAACACCCUUCGAGAACGAGGCUCAGAAAAUGCAGCACUCUCGACGCAAGAAGAAGUCUUCAAGGCCCACGAGGUGCUGGAACAUCUCAUGUGGAUCUCAAAUGUGUGUGAUCGUUUCGUGAACUUUAUUACAACCUGUUCUUCUGAACAAUUUGGAAAUGUCAAAGUCGCAAUGUUCGAAAUGGAGCCAGUCGAGCGUACCUUGAACUUUUGGAUCGAGAAUGCAAAGAAAAAUGAAGUGAACCUCUCAAAGCUCGCAACGGAAUUACAGCGAUCUAUUGCUCUUAUCGCGCAUUUGGCUGAAACCCUUCUUCCUUUCAGUCUUGAGAUGUUUGCCGAUGAAUUGUGUAUGCGUGCCCAUUUGUCUCAAUCAUAUCUUGACCAUGCUGGUACGGCGAUUGCGCGCCUCAAGCUCAUCAUCAAGGCCAAAAUGGUUCCCUCUGAAGAGAGUACAGAGGAAGAAUCGUUUGCUCUUAACAAGUUCGAUUCCUUUAUUUCUCAGGCGCGCGGGUGUAAGGUCGCAAUGAGCAAAAUCAGCAGGUCUCUUGACGAUCUGCAGUCUAGGUCUCUUGCCCUUCCAAAGGAAGCCGACGAGCCCUUCAAGAAUGCGGAGACCAGCAGCAAGCAGCUUUCUGAAUUUGCUCGGACACUCGGCGAGAACAUUGCAAAUCUGACCAACGAUGAAGCUCGGACAGAGGCUUUUAGCUUGGAGGAAAUCCUAGAUUGCUUGUCACAGGCUUCUGCAUCAUUUGCACCAUUUUCCGAAACCCUGGAAGAGAGCAACGACCCUGUUUCAUUGCUUCUCAAUAAGCUUCGUGACCUAAGCGGUCAAUUUGAGGAGUUGGACCAUAUCUCAUCGGACUUGUCUCGAACCACUGAAUUCGAGAGAGGUGCCAACCCUUGGAUCGCUCGUGCUCAAGAGCUAAAGUCCAAUAAGACAAUCUCCCCAGAUGCCGAUGAAGAGAUUCGUCGAUUGAAGAAUGAAAUCCAUGAGGCAUCCGCUGCACUUGGUGUGAAAGACACCACACUUGAAGAGCAAGGUCUUAAGAUAGAACACCUUGAGUCAAGGAUGCGCGAAGCAAGCAAGAAGGCAGCCGUGGUCAAGGACCUGGAGAGUCAAAUCGAGCGAAUUCAGGAAGCAGAAAGUGAAUUACAGGAAACAGUCGAAAGACAGAAGAAAGAGCUCCAGGCCGCCGAAGCAGAGCGAGACGAAUACAUGACCCGUCUCGAGCGCAUGAAGCGCAUGUCUGGCACGGCUGGUGUAAAAACCACAGGCGAAGGCAUUGUGAUCGACAACGAGGCCUCCUUGGCAGCAAUGCAAGAAAACGAAUCCCUCCGUGCGGAAGUAAACAGCCUUCAAGCCGCUGUGCGUUUCCUGCGCGAGGAAAACCGCCGUUCCAACAUCCUCGACCCAUACUCCAUCCAGCGCUCAACAGAAAUGCACGCCUGGCUCGACAUGCCCCUCACACCCGCCAGCCCAACCCCAGAACAAGAAAAGAUCCAACGCACCGCCCUUGAAAGCAGAGAUGUCAUGUCUCACCUCCUAAAGCUGACGAAGGAGUCGCACGUCCCUGAUCUCAAAUCUACAAUGACUCGCCCAACAGGCAGCGACGACAGCACCGUCAACCGCACCGCAUGGCGUCCAUCCAAAACCCGUCUGCGCUACCAGGUUCUCCAGCAACGCGAGAAUUUCGAGCACUGGGCUGAAUGGCGUGACGAGAUCGUCAACCACGAGCGUGAGCAAGAUCGCUUGGCUGCUGCAAAACAGGAACGCGCACUGCGCGAUCGUGUUUCGAAACAUGCUCAUAAGGGCUCUGUUGAGUUCCCUCAGGGCUUGGGUCAUGGCAUGAUGGGUCGGGCGUGGCAGAUUCUGGGGAUGCAAAAGCACCGCAAGAAUGCAUCUAUAAGUGCUCCUGCGCCGGACGGCGUCGAGAUUGUAUCUACAGAUUGA
Molecule: messenger RNA, 4620 nt
Organism: Penicillium nucicola
Lineage: Eukaryota; Fungi; Ascomycota; Eurotiomycetes; Eurotiales; Aspergillaceae
Exons: 6
Coding region: 1-4620 (1539 amino acids)
Biological process (GO): pyrimidine nucleobase metabolic process; nucleotide catabolic process
Molecular function (GO): nucleotidase activity
Source: RefSeq, a predicted model, not a curated record